Papaver somniferum (opium poppy) is the source of this 890-nucleotide messenger RNA. RefSeq lists its product as uncharacterized. The transcript is spliced from 5 exons. The coding region runs from base 1 to 837 and encodes 278 amino acids. The record is from RefSeq and is a predicted model, not a curated record. Lineage: Eukaryota; Viridiplantae; Streptophyta; Magnoliopsida; Ranunculales; Papaveraceae.
AUGGUUGAGUUUUACUUCCAGAAGAAAGUUGAAACUGCACCCACAAGCCCAAAGGAAACAUUAAUGAGUCGAAUUGAAGGAUGCCCAAAGGGAACAGUUCCUAUUCGUAGGACAACUAAAGAAGAUCUUUUGAGAGCCAAAUAUUUAUCUUCCACUUCCAACGCCCCAGGCGAUGAAUAUAGAGCAGGUAGUACUCUUCAAACAUCAGACCAGAAAAUAUUUGGAGCCACUGGAGUAGUAAAUGUGUGGCAUCCCAAAGUAAAUCCCGACCAAUUUAGCGGGGCUGAAAUUUCAGUAACAGCAGGCCCGGCAGACCAGACUAAUGAAAUCAGAUUUGGAUGGACAGUUAAUCCACAAUUAUAUGGGGAUGAUCUGACUUCAACUUAUUCGUACUGGACUGGUGGUGGUGGUCAUAAUACAGGAUGUUACAACACUCUUUGCUCUGGAUUUGUACAAGUGGACCAACAUUAUACCCCUGCUAUGGAACGUGAAACAGGGCAUUGGUGGUUGAUGCUUGAAAACAAGAUUCAAAUUGGUUACUGGCCAAGAGAACUAUUCCCUCUUUUUGAAUCUGGUGCCGAUUAUAUUUACUGGGGUGGUCACGUAAAAUCUGGAAAAGACGGGAUGCCAGAAAUGGCUAGUGGUAAUAGACCAGAUAGGUUUACCAAUCGCACUGGCUAUUUUGAACAACUUGAAUAUAAAGACAAGGACGACCGUUGGGUACCUUAUCCCAAGAUUCAGCCUAUAGUUGAUUGUAAAGGGUCUUAUGAUUCAUUUUGGGAUGAUGAACACGCCAUCCUUCACUUUGGAGGACCUGGUGGUGGCACUUGUAAUUGAGCGGCGAACAUUGUUUCUGGGCAAAUAAAAGUUGUUCGAAGACAAAUAUAAGA